AUAUUUAAUAUAGUGUGACAUAUUUCUUAAAAUAUAUAUAUUAACUGUCGUUACAAUACAGUAGUUGCUAUAAAAAAUAUAUUUUUUAAUUUAUAAUUAUUAAAUAUAAAAAUAUAUAAUAAAAAUUAUAAAUUUAUUUCAUUUUGGUUAGUUUGAUAAUGAUGUAAGUUAAAUUUAAUAUUCCGUAUAUAUACUUCUUUUAAAAAAAUUAUUAUAUAAAUAAAACUGUAUAUAAAAAAAAAAAAAAAGAGAAAGAAACAGUGUACUAAGAAAUUUUAUCUUGAAUAAAUUGAAGAAGACCCAUCUUAACUAACAAGGUCCGUAUAACCAGGCCCAAUUACACCUGUUAACUUUUCAAAUUACUUUUGGAAGAAAUUCAAACUUUGUCUUAGUUAAUUUUUGAAUCUGAGAAACUUCGCGCGUUUAUAAAUAGCCAUAGACAGCAGCAGCAGUAGCAGUGUUGCUUGCUUCAUAUAAUAAACUUGAUUCAAACAAAAUUUGCAGCGAAAGAAAGAGAUAAUGGGGAAGCGAUUAAGAAAAGUGAGGUCUAUUUGCAGUUGCAAAUCUCCUCGUCAAAGCUAUCGUGCCUCUCCUUGCUCUUCUCUCAGCUGUUAUGAUAAUGAUGUAUGGACGGAGAUAGCGAAGUUUCUGGAUGGGAAAUCUCUGGUGAAGCUGGCAGCAACAAGCCGGUGGUUCCACAGCGUCAUUAUGCAUGACAGCGUAUGGAAGUUUGCUUGCUUGCGCGAUCUUCAGAUUCCGGAUCCUGGCCACGCCGCAUUCAAGUGGACCAAGCUAUAUGCUUCAGUAGUUGAUGGCAGUCACUCUUAUACAUUUCGUGAGAAUGAGAAGCAUCUUGAUUGGAUGAGAAUUGGUGCAUUUUACUUCGACUCAGAUGUAGCACUUCUCACUGAGAGACUCAGCUUGCUAGUAAAAAACAGACAACGAGAUGCUACAGAGAAGCUGUUGGAAUCCUGUGGGGCUUCCGUGCUAAGUAACAUCAAAAAGGGAAUUUGGAUAUCAGAUCUGCAGCUUGUUCGAUGCCCUGUUUGUGAACUAGAAAAAUGUGAUGGCACAAUGCAGACACUAGAUGCAAGGCAUAUUGAGCUGUUCCAGCAUGAGGGUUUUCAAAAUGGGAGCUGGGAGUAUGAGUUGAUCGGAUCCCAUAAAAUUGAAAAGCCUAUGGAUGCAGCAUCUGGAGGCAUUUUUGAUCUAAAACACCUCAAUGACCGUGCAACAGCUGGUAUCUUCAAUCUCAAGUUGUGGACGGGAGAACCCGAUGAUUUUCAGCCAAAGGCUAUGAUCACCUUCCAUUCAGUAGCAAUCAACACCAAUUUACAAGUUAACGAAGUUCAAUAUGAUGAAGGGUUCUCAAAUGAACUUAUGGAUGAUCUUCAGCUUACAUGGUAUUCUCCUGCUUGUGAAGAAUGUGAACAAGAAGGUGGCAUGUGUGGAUUCAAGACAAACAAUAGUGAAGAUGUUGGUUGUUUCUACUCCUCCAAAACAGGCCAAUCAACCGGUGCCCUCCAGAUACUGAGAGUGAUUUGUUUGUCCGUUGCAGUACCCUCCAUCAUACUUGCUGGCGGGAUCGUUGCUGUAGCAUUAUUAAUUGAUAGGGUUCCUCGACGCAAUAGGCGUACAACCAAUCAAAACUCCGCCACAGUGGCUGUGUCACCACUGCCUAACAUUGCAAUGGUGGGUUUGGACGAGAGCACCAUUGAAUCCUAUGAGAAGGUAGUGCUGGGGGAAAGCAUGCGGUUACCAGCAGGGCGCAAUGAUAGCACCUGUGCCAUAUGCUUAGCAGAGUAUCGUAGCAAGGAGACGCUUAGAUGUAUACCAGAAUGCAAACAUUGUUUCCAUGUCGAGUGCAUUGAUGAGUGGCUAAAGAUGAACAGUUCUUGCCCAGUUUGCCGAAACUCGCCAUCCCCUCUUCAUGACAGAUCGCAGAACGUUUAAUAUAAACUCUCUUUUCUUUUGUAUUGGUUGAUUGCUUAAAUACAUGUUCAAAAGAAGUAAUUAGCUUUUAUAAUUAGGUGCUCACUGUUCUAUGGUACGAUGCUGUAAAAUUUCGUUGGACGAAAGAAGGGUAAGUUUCCUGGGUUUGUUUAGUA
This is a messenger RNA of Ricinus communis (castor bean), 2108 nucleotides long. Its product is annotated as probable F-box protein At3g61730. Lineage: Eukaryota; Viridiplantae; Streptophyta; Magnoliopsida; Malpighiales; Euphorbiaceae. The coding region runs from base 520 to 1953 and encodes 477 amino acids. The transcript has 9 exons. Gene Ontology annotation, cellular component: nucleus. The record is from RefSeq and is a predicted model, not a curated record. Gene Ontology annotation, molecular function: protein binding. Gene Ontology annotation, biological process: reproductive system development.